Malaya genurostris is the source of this 2680-nucleotide messenger RNA. RefSeq names its product septin-1 (gene Septin1). The transcript has 4 exons. Lineage: Eukaryota; Metazoa; Arthropoda; Insecta; Diptera; Culicidae. The record is from RefSeq and is a predicted model, not a curated record. Gene Ontology annotation, cellular component: septin ring; cell division site; microtubule cytoskeleton. Gene Ontology annotation, biological process: regulation of exocytosis; cytoskeleton-dependent cytokinesis. Bases 474 to 1550 code for a protein of 358 amino acids. Gene Ontology annotation, molecular function: GTP binding; molecular adaptor activity; GTPase activity.
UCGUCGUUCGUUUCGCUUGUGUUUUAUUGCAUGUGAGCUGCUGUUGGUCUGAUUUUCUAGCAUUUCGGACGGUUUGCAGUGCGAUUGUGUGCGUGCGAAGAAAUUAACAACCGGAGAAAGAUAGAAAAAAGACCGAUUCGGUUAAAGUUAUUAUUCAUAAUUUUCUCCAUUAGUUCGAUCCAACCCGGCCAAUUUGGGUAAAUUUAAUAAGUGCAGUGUUUUUCCUCGAUUUCGGGGAGUGAUUGGUUUCAGGCCACACAGUAAACACCGAUUCAUUCCGUAGAAGCGACAAAGAAAAUCGAUCUCAUUUGAUAGUUGUCCCGCAUUCCGUCCGCUACCGCUGCCGUCAAUGAUUUGCUGACAAUUAUUAUUCUAUCUGGAUUAGUUUGCUGUAAUCACUACUGAUAUCGAAUCGAAUAUCUUGGUGACCGCUGGACUGGACCAUAAGCUGUGCUGCGAAAAACAACGACAAAAUGUCGACGGAUUCCGGAAAGAAUUUCUCCAACGUGGAAACGCCGGGCUACGUGGGGUUUGCCAAUCUGCCCAACCAAGUACAUCGUAAAUCGGUCAAAAAGGGCUUCGAGUUCACGCUGAUGGUGGUGGGUGAAUCCGGACUGGGAAAAUCUACUCUGGUCAAUAGUUUAUUUCUUAGUGAUCUCUACCCGGAACGGGUUGUUCCGGAUGCGGUAGAGAAACAGCACCAGACAGUGAAAUUGGAUUCGUCAACGGUGGAAAUUGAAGAGCGAGGAGUCAAACUACGUCUCACGGUUGUGGACACACCCGGGUUCGGCGAUGCCAUCGAUAACAGUGACAGUUUCAGCGCCAUUCUGGAAUUCAUCGAUGAACAGUACGAACGGUUCCUGCGGGAUGAAAGCGGUCUCAACCGAAGGAACAUUAUCGACAACAGGAUACACUGUUGUUUCUACUUCAUUUCACCGUUCGGGCAUGGGCUCAAACCGCUGGACAUCGAGUUCAUGAAGAAACUGCACUGCAAAGUGAACAUCGUUCCCGUCAUCGCCAAGGCAGACGUACUGACCAAAAAGGAAAUCCAGCGCCACAAGUGCCGCAUCCUGCAGGAAAUCGAAGACAACGGGAUCAAAAUCUAUCCACUGCCCGAUUGCGACAGUGACGAAGACGAGGACUACAAGGAACAGGUGCGGCAGCUGAAGGAAGCGGUACCGUUUGCCGUGUGCGGUUCGACUACCCUGCUGGAGGUGAAGGGCCGCAAGGUACGAGGUCGAUUGUAUCCGUGGGGCGUGGUGGAGGUCGAGAAUCCGGAGCAUUGCGAUUUCAUCAAACUGAGGACGAUGUUGAUCACCCACAUGCAGGACCUGCAGGAAGUGACCCAGGAGGUCCACUAUGAAAACUAUCGCUCCGAGCGGUUGGCCAAAUCGGUGCGCAAAAACGUCACCCCCAUCAUCAAGGAUGAGAACGGCACCACCGAGUUGCACUCGGACAAGGAUAGAAUUUUGCGCGAAAAGGAGGAAGAGAUUCGGCGCAUGCAAGAGAAGCUGGCCCAGAUGCAGGCUAAAAUACAAGCACAGAAGUAGAGUCCGGUUGGACACGGGCGAGCGGGCGUGACGGUCGCCAAUCGAAUCAGAACAUUUUAAUCGAAGUGAAGUGGAAAAAAUCAGAACACCGUAGGCAGGUCGGGUAAAAAGAGUGUGAUUUUUAACUGUAACUUAAGAAGCGAAUCACUACCAUUAGUAUACACUUGCGAAACGUAUCAACAAAACCCAAUCCAACCUAGCGCACGAUGUGUCGAAAGUGCACAACAGGAAGAAAGACAACAACAACAACAAAAAAAAUGCGACGCAAAGCAUGACACAACAGCUACUCGCCGUUUAGAUAUUAAAAACAUUCUCUGCAUUGCGAGGGAUCCUUUUUGUUCCAUGAAUAAAAACUAAGUACAAAAAUCCUUCAGCACUUUAAAACAAAUUGUCGUAAUUUAAAUCGAAAACAGAAACCGUUUCGCAGUUUAUUCAUAACUUUUUUUUGGUUUGGCAGCAGCUUGAAAAGCAAACACAAAUAGUCAUGUUUGAGUGCCAUCAUUUCGAACGUUAUUUUUGUUUUGUUGAACCCUGUGUGUUAGGAACAGAAAAAAAAACGAAUAAAACGAAUCUCCGAGCGCGAUGGCUUAUAGAAUACCCUAGGAGGGACCCAGUCUCUGGCGCAGGCAACAUUACAUGUCAAGUGUUUUUGUGUUUUUGCUAUCUUUUAGAGCAUGUACCAUCAGAGCAAUAAAGACGGACGGUAGGAGUAAAGUUUUAUUUUUUGAUAGCUUUUUAUCGAAUUUAAGGUAUGAUAGCGUAUCUAAGUAGUAUUUUUGAGACAUUCACAGAAAUUGCUUGUUUGCUAUUGAUACACAUAAUGCGCGUAUAAUAAUCGAUUUUUUUUAAUAAAGCAGAAAUGCAAAUACAUCAUUAGUUGUUUAGUAGUACUUAAAUCAAGAUUAUAUAAAAUGCGUAACAUUUUGUUUGCACGAAUUCAACGAGCAAAACGAUACAACCAAUGUGUCUGCCAAGGAAUUUUCGUGUCGUCGAUGAUAAGUGAACGAUCGUAUGAUGCGAAGAAGUGAAAUCCAGAAUAAAGAAACAGUAUAUAUAUUUUUUUGGUUUUCCACUAUUGUAACUAUUUUACUAUUCAACGAAAUAUAGGUUUAUGAAUUAUAAUAACAAUA